CCCACCACAGCUGUCACAUGGUGUGGAUUUCCGUUUUGACGCAUUUUACUUUUAGCUGCAGGGCAGGGCCACAGAAACUCUAAAAAGCUGCAGCAGCGCGACUUGAUGAUGCUUUGAGGACUACUCUACCAAGCAGUCCACCAUGAAUUUCAAUGGACUUCAACGCCAGAGUAGCCAAGACAAUUACAUUCUGGAUAAUGCUCACAAGAAGAAAAGCUCUCUAUGGUACCGGCGUUCACUGAGGGGAAACAGUGAUCGACACCGGCAGAACACAAGCUCGCUGCCCAGGGUAUGCAAGCCCAAACAAAUCCGCAGCAAUUCACUGGUUGAUUACUCUGACCCACAAAGGACGACAAUUGUACUGGAAAAGCAAGACAAUGAAACAUUUGGUUUUGAAAUUCAGACCUAUGGCCUGCAGCUAAAGAACAGAUCUGCAGUGGAGAUGUGCACAUUCGUGAGCAAGGUGCAGGAGGACAGUGCUGCUGAGAACGCUGGCCUGACCACAGGAGAUGUUAUUGUCACUAUCAAUGGCAUCAGCAUUGAAGGGUCAUCUCAUCAGCACAUCCUUGAUCUUAUAAGAGAAUCAACCAAUAGUCUAAAGAUGGAGACUGUGUGUGGCAAUGUAGUGAAGCAGAUAGAACUGGAGAAGAGGAUGAACCUGCUCAAGCAGUUACUUAAGGAGAAACUGCUGGAGCUGCAAGGGCUCACAUUACAGGAAAAGCGUCUAAUGCGAGGUAACCUGAAUGACAGCAGCCUCCACCUCUCAAUGGACUCUUCUUUGAGCUCCCCCAUAGGCCACUGUGGCCGGCGUUUUUCUAGUGACAGUAGCUACAGUGUGAUGACAGAUGACAGUGUGUUUGGGGACGCAAGCUCUCCCAGUCCCUGCAGUGCAGUCAGCACCACAGACGGCAGCUGCUUCUUCUCCUCAGAUUUUCCUUCACGGGACCGUUCUGGCACAGUUUCAUCAAACUCCAGCCGUCAUCACCAAUCCCUGAGCCGCUCCAGCAGCACCAGUAUGGGUGAGAGCAACAGCUCCCUCUCUCCUUCUUGGGAGGAAACAAGGAUCUCCUCCUUGUUUGGCACCCUGCCCAGGAAAGGCAGGCGUGUCAGCGUGCGCAAACACAUCUUCAAGUUAAUUCCUGGACUUCAGCGGUCAGUUGAAGAGGAGGAGACGGGAACAAAUACUCAGUGACUUGUUGUUCACGUGCUCCUUGCAUCAACUUGAUGCUAAGGAUUAACAAGGCUUCUCAUGCUCUGAACAGACUGCAGAAAGAAACAGACUCUGCGAUGACAAAGUUCCACACACUUAUAAAUAAUAGUGUGUGCUCUUAUGGAGACAGAGAGGAUGGACCGUGUGGCACUUUGCUUUUGUCAGUGUCAGAGUUUACCUGAGAGGGUCUUGGAGCCUUUAAGGCUCCUUGUUUGUCUUAAACUCAGGCCACAAGAGCAUUAUGAAAAUGUAAAAACAUCUUCCUUUGAAAAAGUGUCUGAAUGAAUGUAUGCAUAACAGAUUGUAAUGUAUAAUAGCCGAACACCUACAAACUUGAACAAAAUCUGAAUUUUGCCUGUGUCGUAUGUCAUAAUCAUUAGCAUUAAUCAGAAAUGUCUGAAUGCAUGUACUCAUGUAGCAUCUUGAUCUUUCAGAAAUAGACUGUGACCCAAAAUACACCUGAAUCUAUGAUAUGAAUCUUAUCAUUCGUUAGUCAGAAUCAUUUUAACGCCUCUCCUGUCACGUUUAUCUGCACUAAACCAAAACCAAAGCGCUACACUGUGUAGAUGGCUGCUCAGCUCAAAACAGGAUGUGGGCAUAACAGCUCUUACCUGUUUUCAUUUCCAAAAUUAUUCUCAGGCCACAUUCAACUCACUUUUGUUCAGAAACACUGAAACCAUCUCUUGUAAAUUCUAAAUGUACUGCAAUUUAUAUGUUUCACUUGAGUAGCAAGAAAAUGCAGCAUUUUAGAGACUUUGUAUUUGACUCAUGCUUUUGCAGUAUGAUUAUGUGAAUGCUAA
Messenger RNA from Monopterus albus (swamp eel), 2010 nucleotides. It is a transcript of the gene cytip, whose product is annotated as cytohesin 1 interacting protein. Lineage: Eukaryota; Metazoa; Chordata; Actinopteri; Synbranchiformes; Synbranchidae. Bases 143 to 1192 code for a protein of 349 amino acids. The transcript has 8 exons. The record is from RefSeq and is a predicted model, not a curated record. Gene Ontology annotation, molecular function: protein binding.